Molecule: messenger RNA, 1059 nt
Organism: Penicillium macrosclerotiorum
Lineage: Eukaryota; Fungi; Ascomycota; Eurotiomycetes; Eurotiales; Aspergillaceae
Product: zinc-dependent alcohol dehydrogenase family protein
Exons: 3
Coding region: 1-1059 (352 amino acids)
Molecular function (GO): oxidoreductase activity
Source: RefSeq, a predicted model, not a curated record
AUGUUGAUUCAGCAAUGGGUGACGCCUCUCGAGGGCUUGGACAGUCUUCGGCAGACCGAAGUUCCAAUGGUAACCCCAGGACCCGGGGAAGUGUUGGUUAAGAUUCAUGCCGUGUCAUUGAAUUAUCGCGACGUGGAAGUCACCAAGGGAGAGUACAAGCACCACAAGACCGCAGAGCAGAAUGUGACGAUUGUGCCGUGCUCAGAUAUGUGCGGUGUGAUUAUCCAGCUUGGAUCUGACGUGUCCCAAUGGUCCGUUGGCGACCGGGUGCUGUCGACUUUCUUGCCCGAGCAUCAGACCGGCCAAGUGACAGAGACGGAGCUCGCUGGUAGUCUCGGCCUUCCCUUGAAUGGAGUCCUCGCGACACAUCGGGUCUUCCCUGCCUAUGGUCUCGUUCGUGCUCCGAUAUACAUGUCGGAUGAGGAGGCGAGUACAUUGCCCAUUGCGGCAGUAACUGCGUGGAUGUCGAUCAACGGGAUGCGACCACAAGGACAGAAUGGCGGGCAGGGCGAGUAUAUUCUGCUGCAGGGAACGGGAGGUGUUGCCAUUGCAGGGUUGCAAAUCGCGAAGGCAUCCGGUGCCAAAGCCAUUAUAACUUCCUCGUCCGACGUCAAGCUCGACCAGGCGAAGCAGCUCGGGGCUGAUCUCACCAUCAAUUAUCGAACGACUCCGAAUUGGGAAGCAAAGGUGAUGGAAUGGACGCAAAACCAUGGAGCUGAUAUCAUUCUGGAAACCGGAGGCGCCCAGACGCUGAGAAAGAGCUUUGAUUCUGUUGCGUUUGGAGGACUCAUCUCCUGCAUCGGGUACGUCUCGGGCAAGAUCGACCCGGUGGAUGAUCGGUUGAAUGUUAAUAUCCUCGCCUUACGCCGGACGGUGACACUCAAAGGAGUCAUCAAUGGCCCCAAGGACCGUUUUGAAGAGAUGGCCCGCUUCUAUGAGACGCAUCAGAUCCACCCGGUGGUGCAUCGCAUCUUUCCGUUUGCCGAGGCCAGGGAGGCAUUUCAGUUCCUAGAAAGUGGCAGUCACUUUGGAAAGGUAGUGAUCAAGAUCCAAUCCUAG